AUGAACUUACUGGUUUCUUGGCAGCUGCUGCUUUUCCUCUGUGCCACCUCCUUCAGGGAGACAUUUGAAAAUGUGGCACCCAUGGAGAAUCCGAGAUCUGCAGGCCAGCGGCUGGGACCCCAGGCUCUGCUGGCCCCGUGGGAGCAGAGCCCACGGUGCGCGGAGAGGAAGCCCGCCGGAGCUCAGACCAGCAAGCGAGGGGCCUCGCUGUGCAAUCUUCCCGAGAGCCCCGCGGAGCCCCAGCGGCCAGGCCUGUGCGCCCCUCGCAGCCGCAGCCGCCUGAUCCCCGCUCCGCGGGGCGCGGUGCUGGUUCAGCGGGAGAAGGACCUGUCCACCUACAACUGGAACUCCUUCGGCCUGCGCUACGGGAAGCGGCAGACGGCGCCUCCCGGAAACAUCCGCGGAGGUGCUGCGCUUGGCUGA
Messenger RNA from Hyaena hyaena (striped hyena), 423 nucleotides. RefSeq names its product KiSS-1 metastasis suppressor (gene KISS1). The record is from RefSeq and is a predicted model, not a curated record. Gene Ontology annotation, cellular component: neuron projection. Bases 1 to 423 code for a protein of 140 amino acids. Gene Ontology annotation, molecular function: kisspeptin receptor binding. Gene Ontology annotation, biological process: positive regulation of cytosolic calcium ion concentration; G protein-coupled receptor signaling pathway. The transcript is spliced from 2 exons. Lineage: Eukaryota; Metazoa; Chordata; Mammalia; Carnivora; Hyaenidae.